Messenger RNA from Boleophthalmus pectinirostris (great blue-spotted mudskipper), 2169 nucleotides. It is a transcript of the gene msx2b, whose product is annotated as muscle segment homeobox 2b. Gene Ontology annotation, biological process: embryonic morphogenesis; regulation of transcription by RNA polymerase II. The record is from RefSeq and is a predicted model, not a curated record. Bases 183 to 1028 code for a protein of 281 amino acids. Lineage: Eukaryota; Metazoa; Chordata; Actinopteri; Gobiiformes; Gobiidae. Gene Ontology annotation, molecular function: DNA-binding transcription factor activity, RNA polymerase II-specific; RNA polymerase II transcription regulatory region sequence-specific DNA binding. The transcript is spliced from 2 exons. Gene Ontology annotation, cellular component: nucleus.
CAAGUCGUGCGUGUCACCGUGAUGUGCGUAAAUACUCCUACGUACAACUUGACAGUCCCAUAACAAACCACUCGCCCGAGCCAACCUCAGUGUAGCGCUCCACUGCCUCGGCCGCAACUUCUCCAGCGGUUUUGCCUCUUUGGAUUUACUCGUUUUCGGAAUAGUAGCGACGCGGAGCCGACAUGUCCUCCCGCGAGAGUUUUAAGGACUUGGGCAGCGGUAGUUUAUCAUCCGAGGAGGACUGCAGCGCGCGCUCGGACGUGACCGAUACGGGGCCGGCGGAGGAGGAGAAAGCGAGCUCCCCGACGUCUCCAUCCGCGCUUCGGCAUCACCCCUUCAGCGUGGAGGCGAUCAUGUCCGGGAGGGUGGUGUCCAGGCGGAGCGCGGAGCCGGUGUGCCGCAAAGAGGUGCCCAGAAGCCCGCUCAACCCGCUGUAUCUGUGCCGGGAGAGCGAAGCGAGCCGGAAAAGUUUGAGCGCGUCUUCGCCAACUUCGCCCGUCAAGUCUGAAGCGUCCGAGCCGGAGGAGUGCACGCCUUGGGUCACCAACGGAGCGUACCCCUCACAGCCGCGCCACAUCAACCCAGGAUGCCAGCUCCGAAAACACAAGACCAACCGUAAGCCCCGCACGCCCUUCACCACGUCCCAGCUGCUGGCGUUGGAACGAAAAUUCCGUCAGAAACAGUACCUGUCUAUAGCCGAGCGCGCCGAGUUCUCCUCUUCACUCACCCUCACGGAGACGCAGGUCAAAAUCUGGUUCCAAAAUCGCAGAGCCAAAGCCAAACGACUACAGGAGGCCGAACUGGAGAAACUCAAGAUGGCCGCCGACGCCAAAACCGCCGCCGUGGCUGCUGCUGCAAACGCCGGAGCGCUACACCCGGGCUUCACCUUACCUCUCUCCCUGGGGGCCAUGUCUCUGUACGGACAGUCGUAUUCAGCGUACCACCACCAGCACAGACCUCUGCUCCCCCUGUCUCCUCUAGGACUCUACGCGUCUCCCCUCAGCUACGGCAUGUACCACUUAUCCUAACAGAAAGCGUCACUGACUUUUUUUUUGGACUUGAGAAACAUUUUGGAGGAUAUUUUAAAGGAAAAAUACAUAAUUUAACACGUCGCUUUAAUGAGCUUCCGGGUUCACCAGCCAAUCUUCUCCCUCCCAUUGUGCAUUGAUGUUGCCGUUUAAGCCGGAUGCCUUAUCUGAUGCAGCCCGGGCCCGGUCGGUCUAUCUCUCCAGGCAGAGGGACACGUGUAACUCUGAGUUGGUUGUAGAUUUUGUACCGGAUGCCCUGCCUGUCUGUGCUAUGACAUCUGGAGUUGCCAAAAAAGCGAAAAGCAAUUAAAAGCGUCAACGUUUGAAGUCCUGAUGUCUCCGUGUUGGCUAUGCCCUGAUCGUGUACGUCAAGAAAGAAAUGAACUGACGCUAAGAGGCUUGUUAAGCGUUCGCGGUUGGACUUUUCCCAUGUUCAUUUUAAUCCACUGCACGGUCAGGGGGUGGUUGACUUCUUCCAAGGGCACUUCAAAUCGAGAGACAAAUCAAGACUUUUAAACAAGGAUAUUUUUGCGUCCUUCCUGGCUGACUGCGUGUUUACAUUGUGAGUGAAGAGGGGCGUGCACCGCUGAGCUUUUUAUAGUCUCCACUUGUUUACUUUUGCAAUAAUUGAAAUGACUGAGGACUCGCAAUAUUCACUUAAGCCUUUUCCUCCAAGACUGCCUUAAAAUAGACACUUUUUCUGGCUCUUUCUUGAUGGAGUGAGUGUUUUCAGCGACUCAGGCUAAAUGAAACAUAUUACUGAUUCACUCAAUUUGACUCCCAAGAAAGCACGGUUGCCUUAACUCUUUUCUGUUUCCCUUUUUGCCCAAGCAAUACAUACCCUUUUCACUCCUCGUUUUUUACCUUUUAGGCUUCAUAGAUCAAGCCUAGAUGUAUUUAUUCUUUAUGAAAAAUUAUGCUGGAAAUGUAUGAAUGUGUCACAAAGUCUAUUUAUGAUCUUAAUAGAAAAAAAAUUAUGGUACAAAGAACUACGGACCAAAAUUGCUUUAUUGUUAAAAACUAAUGGACUCCCUUUUGAACGGGGCCACACUAUGCAGUCUAUAUUUUUUCCUAAUGUCUUAUGUAAAGUCUUCCACGAUGUUGAUUUUAAUGUUCUUGAAAUAAAUAAUGAAUAAAGCCA